Molecule: messenger RNA, 2408 nt
Organism: Cinclus cinclus
Lineage: Eukaryota; Metazoa; Chordata; Aves; Passeriformes; Cinclidae
Gene: FGD4
Product: FYVE, RhoGEF and PH domain containing 4
Exons: 15
Coding region: 16-2298 (760 amino acids)
Biological process (GO): cytoskeleton organization; filopodium assembly
Cellular component (GO): cytoplasm
Molecular function (GO): guanyl-nucleotide exchange factor activity; zinc ion binding
Source: RefSeq, a predicted model, not a curated record
AACCAGAAACCAAGAAUGGAGGAAGAGAGACCUGCUGCUGUUUCUAGUGUGACAAAGGAAAAGUCCAGUAAAGUGUCAGAUCUCAUCAACCGUUUUGAGGGAGGCAGCGCACUGAAUCCUAGUGAUUUGAAGAAAGAUUCCUCUGUUCUCCACAUUACUAAAUCUCAAGGAAGAUAUGGGUUCACGCCAUCACCUCAGCCAAAACUCCCCUCCCAGCACUCACUACAGAAACAGGGAAGCAUUAACACUGACAAAACUCAGGUUGCACAGCUGCCCACGCCCAACGGCGUGGUAGCCCAAGACCAGCUGGAAGAUGAGGACCAGCAAGUGCCAGACCGUGGCUCAGCCGUGUCCAGCCCAGUCCUGGAUGAUGCCAGGGACAGCAGCUUGAUAAACGGGGAAGGAGAAAGCACCCGCAGAGAGUCCUUGCAGAGUGUGACUGCCUGUGAGGAGCAGAUGCUCAACAGCUGCCACAGGACUCCGAGCAGUGACACGCUGCUCCCAUCCGAAAUCGAGCCUCUAGAAAUUAAUACUAGUGUCAAGGAAGAGCCAGCUGAGGAAAGCAGUAAACAAGAUCAACCCGUAGAAACAAAGGAGACAGAUGAGCAGAAACGUCACAAAAUUGCCAAUGAACUUCUGCAGACAGAAAAAGCCUAUGUUAGCCGGCUUGAUCUCCUAGAUGGGGUAUUCUAUUCCAGACUCCUUGAGGAAGCCAACAGAGGUUCGUUUCCACCCGAAGUGAUUAAUAAAAUCUUUUCUAACAUUUCAUCAAUAAAUGCCUUCCACAGUAAAUUCUUACUGCCGGAACUUGAAAAACGAAUGCAAGAAUGGACUACCACCCCUAGGAUUGGAGAUAUUCUGCAGAAGUUGGCUCCUUUCCUCAAGAUGUACGGCGAGUACGUGAAGAAUUUCGAUAAUGCAAUGGAAUUGGUGAAAACGUGGACUGAACGGUCACCUCAGUUCAAAUUCAUUAUUCAAGACAUUCAGAAGGAAAAAGUGUGUGGGAAUUUGACAUUGCAACAUCACAUGCUAGAACCAGUCCAACGCAUUCCACGCUACGAGAUGCUUCUAAAGGACUACCUAAGGAAAUUGCCUCAGGAUUCCCUAGACUGGAAAGAUGCUGAAAAAUCCCUGGAAAUUAUAUCCACUGCAGCAAGUCACUCGAAUAGUGCAAUAAGAAAAAUGGAGAAUCUAAAGAAGUUGUUGGAGAUAUACGAGAUGCUGGGAGAAGAGGAAGACAUUGUGAACCCUUCAAAUGAGCUGAUAAAAGAAGGGCAGAUCCUUAAACUGGCUGCUCGCAACACGUCUGCUCAGGAGCGGUAUCUCUUCUUGUUUAACAAUAUGUUGCUCUACUGCGUCCCCAAAUUCAGCCUGGUAGGAUCCAAGUUCUCAGUUCGAACCAGAGUUGGCAUAGAUGGCAUGAAGAUUAUAGAAACUCACAAUGAAGGAUAUCCACACACCUUCCAGGUGUCCGGAAAAGAGCGGACACUGGAGUUGCAGGCCAGUUCUGAACAGGAUAAAGAAGAAUGGAUAAAGGCACUUCAGAGUACUAUCGAAGCUUUUCAGCAGAGGAAUGAAACUUUCAGAAAUGCUAUCGCUAAAGAGUAUGAAGACAUGCCUGUUGAAGUCUCUAAUGCUGAGCUCGGGAAGAGAGCGCCGAGGUGGAUCCGGGACAACGAAGUCACCAUGUGCAUGAAAUGCAAGGAACCCUUCAAUGCACUGACAAGGAGGAGGCACCACUGCCGAGCGUGUGGACAUGUGGUUUGCUGGAAAUGUUCUGAUUACAAAGCACAUCUCGAAUAUGAUGGCAAUAAAUUGAACAAAGUCUGUAAGGACUGCUAUCAUGUAAUAAUUGGUUGUACAGACAGUGAAGAAAAGAAGAAGAAGGGCAUCUUGGAGAUUGAAUCUGCAGAAGUCUCUGGAAAUAGUGUCAUAUGUAGCUUUCUUCAGUACAUGGAGAAGUCCAAGCCCUGGCAGAAAGCAUGGUGUGUCAUACCCAAACAGGAGGCUCUUGUGCUCUACAUGUAUGGUGCUCCACAGGAUGUUAAAGCUCUGGCUACAAUUCCUCUUCUGGGCUACACAGUGGAUGACACUCCAAAAAGUGCUGACCUCCCUCACAGCUUCAAACUGACCCAGUCCAAGUCUGUGCACAGCUUUGCUGCAGACAAUGAGGAACUGAAACAGAAGUGGCUGAAAGUUAUCCAUUUAGCUGUCAAAGGUGAGACACCAGAAUGUCAAAAUGAACUGCAGGUGAAUUUAGAGGAGCAGCCUGAAUCUUCUAAAAGAUCUGAAUGCUGAAGCUCAAGAACACAAGACAUUUUUAAAAGAUUUCAGUUGAAAUUGUGGUUAACCUUUGUGUUAACCUUUCCUUGUUCAAUCAAGAAAAAAAAAAAAAAGAAAAAAAAAAA